This is a messenger RNA of Theileria parva strain Muguga, 1983 nucleotides long. RefSeq lists its product as uncharacterized. The transcript has a single exon. NCBI's taxonomy places the organism in Eukaryota, Apicomplexa, Aconoidasida, Piroplasmida, Theileriidae. The record is from RefSeq and is a predicted model, not a curated record. The coding region runs from base 517 to 1983 and encodes 488 amino acids.
AUUAAUUAUAAUUUAUGUAAAUUAACUGAGUAUGAUGACAAUAAAAUUUUGAAUGAUCCACAAUUUUCAGAACUAAUAGUCUUGGAUAUUAACAAUGAAGACAAAAGUGACAAAUAUUCAUAUUUUAGCAGAAAUGAUUAUAAAGAAUAUGCUUUAUGUACCGGGAAUUAUGUAAAUAAAAUACAACAGGGUGACUUUGUUAUUUGGGAAUCUUGUAACAAGAAUGAUUGUUCACAUCUAGUAUUAUUCUACGAUGGUGAUGAUAAGUAUAUAGUAAUCGUUCCUUAUGAAGGGAAUUUAAUUCUUUUACACAAAUCUUGUGAUGGUUCUUGGAUUAAUAUAAAAACUGAAGUCGAUUUGAACAAAUUGCAUGUGUACGGAACCAAUGGAUUUUAUUUAAAUCCAGAUUAUUUUUACUACGAUCUUAAAAGGAGUAAUCUACAAAUUUUAUUUGAUACUUAUUGUGAAAUCGUUGUUUAUUCCGGGAGUUUAAUAUAUGACCAUUGCGAUAAUCCUAUGUAUGGUCACCUUUAUUCUUUGUGUUUCAAUUUAUUAGAUUCAACUUUAUCAAUUCAUCUAUCUAAUGACUCAAUAAUGACUAUUCCCUGUCCCAAGGCUCAAAUGCAUGUAAAAACCAAUUCUAUUAACCUUUAUCAAGGUUAUGAUUGUUACAACACAUCACAUUUUACUUUUAAACGUGAAUUGAAAGACUGUAAAGAUGAAAAGGUUGUUAAGAAACUAAAAUUAGAUGAGGGUAAACCAAAAUAUAUCUGCAUAUAUGAGUGUAAUUUCUAUGAUGAUACAUUUGACGUUAACGCUAUCCAUGUUUUUGUUGAUUCCAAUAUGAUAAUGUCCACAGAUAAAUAUGUAACAUAUUGCUCAGGAGGUUAUAGGGAUUUUAACAUUAAAAAAGGAUUUAUAUUCGCAAAAGUGGAAAACGGCCCCGAAAUUUCAUAUGAUACAUUUUAUCAAGGUUAUUAUGAUUUACAAAUAAAUGCUACUCGUUCAUUUUAUCAAUUAACCGAAAAUCGUGAUCUUGAAUAUAAUCCCAGAUAUAACACUGAUUAUUUAGGUAAAAUGAGGCCAGAUAUAACGAAGUUCAAAUUCUACAACAUGGAAGAUAUUGAAAUAUCCUCUGAUGAUUGUGAUGUUUCAUAUGACGAUUUUUUUUAUGCAAUUAGGUUCAAAACUGAAUUAUAUAGGGUUGUCUAUAAUGGCAAGGAGUACUGGAAUUAUAAUAAUGAUAAAAGCAAUGGAUUUCCUAACAAAAUCUACUUCACAGACUACAAUAAUGAUAUGAACGUUUGUUUCAAUGAUGGCAAAAUUCAAAAAGUAAAGAUUAAGGUUCACUUUUUAAAAUUAUAUACAACUGACGAGUUUGGUAAUAGGGUUCAAAUUGAUGACAAUCAGUACAGAAUAAAAAAACCUUUCAAGGACCAACGUAUGUAUAAAUUUAAGGAAGGUGUUAAGUGUACUGAGAUUUGGCAUUACGAAUAUGAGCUCGCUUGGAAGCAUAAACAUGGUGACCCUUAUCCCUCUUCAUUUACCUAUGAUAAUUAUAUGUUUUCGAUAAGUUUAAAAUUUGAGACAUAUUUUAUUGUUUCAUUGAGAGGACGUUGUAACAAGAUUUGGAUUCCGAUGGUAUAUUAUAUUCCAAAACAUUUCAAACUAUUCCAACUCAAUGAGAAUGGUGAAAAUCUAGAAUUAAAUGAGAAACACUAUGAUUUAACGUGUUCGCACUUUGGAUCAAUUAAAUAUAAUAUUAAAGAAUGUGAUGAAUGUGAUGAGAUUAAAUUUGACGAUGUAACAAUUUAUAAACGCAAGCAGUCAGAACAAUAUCCGUACACAAUGACUUAUUACACCUGUAUGCCAUUAGUUACAGGUUUGUGUAGUAAUUUAUCAAUUAGGUGUGAAAGAAAAAAAGGGAUUUGGAAGACUUACUUAAGGGAAGUGACAGAUAUUAGAAAAAAGUUCCGUCGUUAA